Messenger RNA from Scheffersomyces amazonensis, 1072 nucleotides. It is a transcript of the gene RHR2, whose product is annotated as glycerol-1-phosphatase. Gene Ontology annotation, biological process: response to osmotic stress; glycerol biosynthetic process. NCBI's taxonomy places the organism in Eukaryota, Fungi, Ascomycota, Pichiomycetes, Serinales, Debaryomycetaceae. Gene Ontology annotation, molecular function: beta-phosphoglucomutase activity; sn-glycerol 1-phosphatase activity. The record is from RefSeq and is a predicted model, not a curated record. The coding region runs from base 153 to 914 and encodes 253 amino acids. The transcript has a single exon.
UUUUUGUAUAUAUUAUAAUCUUAAUUAUUAUAUUAUUUAUUAUAUUAUUUACUGUCUCAUUAUAGAGUUCCUUAUAGAUUACUUAUACACUUAACUUAAGAUAACUUAAGUUUUACAAUUAAAUCCUUAUUAUACACAAAUAAAUUUUAAAAAUGACUAUUCAAAAACAACCAGCUGUAUUUUAUGUUAAUGCUGCUUUAUUCGAUUGUGAUGGUACUUUAGUCAAUUCAACUGGUGCCAUCAGUGAAUUUUGGAGACACUUUGGUAAAAACAGACCUCAUGUUGAUCCUGAAGAAAUUAUUAGAACAUCUCAUGGUGUUCGUACUUUUGAUGUCAUUGCUAAAUGGUCUCCAGAAGAUGCUGUUGAACCUCAAGUUACUAAUUGGGAAGGUUCAAUUCCAGAUUCUUUUGGUCAAUUUGCUAAACCAAUUCCUGGAUCUGUUGAAUUAGUUAAAUCAUUUGAUAAAUAUUCAAAAACUCAAACUGCUAAUGGUAAGCAAAGAUGGGCCAUUGUUACUUCAGGUACUUUACCCUUAGCCACAAAAUGGUUAAAGUUGUUAACUAUUGAACAACCAGAUGUUUUCAUUACUGCUGAAAGAGUUACUAAAGGUAAGCCAAAUCCUCAAGGUUAUCAAUUAGCCAGAGACACUUUAGGCUACAAGGAUCCAUCUAAGAAAGUUGUUGUUUUCGAAGAUGCACCUGCUGGUAUAACAGCCGGUAAGGGAGCUGGUGCUUUUAUUGUUGGUAUCUGUUCUACUUAUGAUCCAGAAAAAGUGAAAAAUGCCGGUGCUGAUAUCGUUGUUGAUGACUUAUCAUCUUUUGAAAUAGAAUCUUACAAUCCUGAAACUGAUGAAUUUAAAGUCAUUGUUAAGAAGUAUCAUUACGCUGAUCCAAAGUUCUUAGAAGAAAUCUAAGAUCACUCUCAUUUCUCUGUAUAUUAGUUUCCAUAUUAAAUAAUAUUUACUACAAGUUUGAUACCUGUUUAGGCUGGUUCUUUGAAUUUUUUUUUGUUUUUUUUUUUGUUUUUAGAUUAAUGGUGUUCUAUUUAAUACAUAUUAGCGAGUACCUUUAU